This is a messenger RNA of Gigantopelta aegis, 4656 nucleotides long. RefSeq lists its product as uncharacterized. NCBI's taxonomy places the organism in Eukaryota, Metazoa, Mollusca, Gastropoda, Neomphalida, Peltospiridae. The record is from RefSeq and is a predicted model, not a curated record. The transcript is spliced from 8 exons. The coding region runs from base 2123 to 3919 and encodes 598 amino acids.
UAUUUUCUAGUAUUUUAUUUUAUUUGUUGUCAUUAUUCAAUGUAAUAGAAAUGGUAAAUUAUAGACCUUUUCCCACAAUCUGAACAGAUCAGGUCCUUUUAAGGACCCCUAUGGGCAACCUAGGGAGAUAAAUCAACGCCAUCUAGGUCCACUUAACGAGCCACUCUCGGCACACUAAUCUUCCAAAACUAUAUGUAGCUCCUUAUUUUCAAUUUUGGCGGACAGUUCAAAAUUGCGCCUAAUUUCCUUGACAAAAAUGCACACCCAUUAUCUUUGGCUUAAUCCUACGGGACUUUCCAAAUUCCAUAACACCAUACCACCCUCCGCCUGUUACCGGCUCCGGUCGGAUUGCUGGUGGUCCCUUGCACCAGCCAGUGCAGGCGGUUCCCUCUCUAAGCCACCCCACCCCGUUCCUGUCCUGGACAGAGGGGCUGGCCGAGGCCAACACCUGUGCCCAGGACAGACGUGCGCUACAACAGCUUGUUCUGAAUGUGCACGUUAAAUACACUGACCUGACCUAACCUUUUUCCACUCCUGUAACGAUAAUAUGUAUUCUAACUUAGAAUAUUUUCGUUGAGAAAUUGGCAUUGUUGUUGUUUUGUUUAAAAUGUACAUUUAUCUGAAUGUUUUUGUAGUCUUAAAUUAUGAAACCAGUUUAAACUAAUAUAUAGAACUUAUUGUCAUUUCAUAAUUGACAAUGUGAUAUGCAUAACAUUUUAUCUGCUUUUUAUUGUAAAUUCCAAAACGUCUGAUCGUAUGUAAAUUUAAUGCUAAAUGCUUCAUAUGUUAAAAUAGGUUAAACAUCGACUCUAAUCAAUCAUUAGAUAUUGUUUAACUAUGACACCAUUUUUAAUAGUUUUCACAAUACAGUAUAUGGAUUUCUGGUCAAUACGUUGUGUAUUGAUUAAGUGAUUAUACCAAAUAUCCGCCCUAAAUCCGCCUUGGAUGUGAAGGGUUACAGGAUCGAAAUCCUCAAUGGACUCUUUGGAUAUCUGUGGAUCCAACUGGUGCCCCAUGACUUCUGUAUCAUACUGCUAGUAUCAUACUGCUAGUAUCAUACUGCUGUUAUUUCUGUGAGAAAGUGUAUAAACAUACCCCUUGUUGUUGAAGUUCCAUUGUUGCCUUAUGUUCUGGCGCUUAAUACCGCUGGUUAAAUGCUAUGCUGAGAUACACAUAAACGAACAGUUUUGACAACGUGCAGUUUUUAGAUUAAGAAAUCUAUUGAAUAGUGAAUGAAAUUACAGGGAGCCUCAUAAAUAUCAAAAUAACAUAAUUAAGAAUUGUUGCUAUUUAACAGCAGGUCAUAACCUUUAGAAAUAUGUGUUGUUGUGGUUACUGAAUUGCAGGUGGGCUUGUGGUUCUUUCGAUAACUGGGACUCUAAUUAUAGAUAUUCACAUGGUUCAGUAUGCAUCGUUGCUUCAAAAAAAUAUAUACCUGCACGGAUGUUAUUCCAUUUAUUUUUGUUCAAUUCUGAGUAUACAUUACAACUAAACGUCGAGUAGUUUUCAUCUUAAACACGUUGAUUAACUGGAAAUUCGUGUUAGAAUCGCGUCCAGUUCAAUGUUAAGCGAAACGGUACAGCAGUUUCGAAUCCCGCUAAUGGAUACUUAGUAUUUCACGACCCGGGGAUGACUGCGGGCCGUCGUCGUUACAGCAGUCUGUCUUUGUCGGCGGUUACCUGGUCGUAACGGCAGCUGUUGUCCAGUAGCCGACAGACGACACAUUCUUCAUAGUCGAAAAGCUCUGAGUAGCUGUGUUGAUUCAAAUGCACGUAGUCUGGCUUGAAUAUUGUUCUUUUCCAUAGUAUUUCCUUCGGUGGUGAACUAACUGGUAAAUGUGUGUGUCCUUCCGUUCGAGGUAGUUUGGAUUGUAAACAAUAUCUUGACGUCAUCAUAUUGUUGUACUUCUCGUCCAAUGAAUGUCUUGGAUACCAGUUGAUUGUAUUAUUUGUACUAAAAUUUCUACGUGCUGAUCACUGGUCGGACUUCAGUGUACAUCGACACAGCGAAAUCAGACGACGAUCCAUUGCCGCCAGAGUUGGAAUCUAUAAUUGAAGAUGUAAAAUGGAAAAAAGCUAAGAAGAAGAAAUCGUUGGACAGAUCCCGGUACGGAAAAUUCAUCAUGAACUUUGAAGGAGGAGACGGCUUUGGCGAGGUUGCUCUACUGGAGGAGGACGCGGUACGGAAUGCCACGGUAAUAGCCGACGAGGACUCGGAUCUACUCGUCAUCUCUCGAGAGUUAUUUGAAAGAUCCAUGAAGGUGAAGCAGGAGGAGUAUUACGAGGAGAGACGGAAGUUCAUCCAGGACAGUCCUCUGUUCGCCUUCUGGACGACCAAGUUCCAACGACUGCUCGAGCUGAGUUUCGUCAAAGAGGUCCACAAGUAUGGAUCUGUUAUCAUGAAACAAGGCGAACCCACCAAAGGACUUGUCUUCAUUUUCAGUGGUCAGGCGAAAAUAGUUGUUGAACCGGCAAAGCACGAGGCUCAGUUCCCCUAUCUGAUGAAGCCACAUUGUCCUGGGCAGAACAACAUGAAAUCUCGUCUCCACAAGCAGAGGUCGUGCGCCGGACUGGCAUCUGACCACAUUAGGGUGAAGAGGAAGGAAGGAUACGCGGCGGCCGAGAAACGCCUCAAGAACAAAACCGUUGACCUCUGCUGUGUGGAAAAGAAUGAAGUUGUUGGUGAUAUUGAAGUGGUGCUGAAUCUAGAUACUAAUAUUGGAACCGUGGUAUCCACUACCGAUACGGAGGUAUUUGUUCUGAAUACCAAGAACUUUGAAAGACUGGUUCUAAAGAAAAAUAUAAAGACAUUGGAAAAGCUGAGAAAUGGUGUCUUGCAAAAACUAAUUGGAAGACUGCGUAUACCAAAUGCUCGCUCAGUUCCUCUAUUGGCUCACCUUUUCUCAGCCGCUAACUGUCUGAUGUUAAAGAGCGAAUCUCCCAGCCAUAAGACGACAACGGAAGAAGCAACAGACCCAAAACUCAAACAUCUUAUAGAAUUGUUUCUUAAAGACAAAGUUCCACUCAUAGAUCCAUUUGUACCGAACUCGUUGUAUUACAGAAAGAAGAGUGCCUUCAAAUCAAAACAACUGGGUGUUGAGUCGAAACUGUUUGACUAUUUCAAAAUGUAUGAGGUCCAUGGAAUUGUAAGGCAAAAGUUACCUAGAAGUAUGGACAAACUUCGUAACAAUAUCGAAGCUGAAAGGGAACUUCUUGGCGAGGAGAGAGUGGUACUUGAAGAGGAGGUGUCCCCCAUGGAAGCCUUUGUGAGAUCUGUUAGUUCUGUUUGUCCCCGCACGAUGGCCAGGUCUGCACGCUCCUUACCCGAACGACCACACACGUCUGAUGCCAGUAUUCAGAUAACAGAAUGUGACACAGUUCCCUCUGCCUUUGUCUCGGAGAGCCAAGCUGAAGAUAUUCUUGACGAUGAAACGAUAACCACUCUGUUCCACCAGCUGCAGGACAUCCAGAAGAGCAGGUCAGACCAGAGACUAAGGGCAGUCUACUCCGGGUCUGUGAGAAGUCGUCUGCGAGGAGGCGCCAGGAACUCGUCGUUUGACAACUCCAUCGAGAGUGACCACAACGAAGAUGACGUCAUAGACUGGGAGACCAGCGACAGAAACUUGCGACACCUCGAGGAGAGAAUAAAAACGUUCUGUGAGAAAAUCAGGACGCCUAACGUCAGAAACAAACACCGCAUUUCAGAGAUGAGGCGAUUUGAUAUCGAGGACCCUCAGUAUUUACCGAUUCCUGGUGGUGCCGUGUACGUUCACAAGAAGGCUUGCACCUCGGUCGGCAUGGGUGGUCCAGUUCCUCACAGACAUGUCAGGCGGUUUAUGCUUGCCAGACCAUCCACGUCCUACCAUAUGUCACACACCGCCUCCAGACUUAGCAAUUUGUCUCCUCUCCCAAACACUUAAAGAAGAAAAGACUUCGAUGUCACAGAACUCGCCAUGAAAAGAAUUGAGGGGAGUGAUUAAGUGCUCCCUAACUUAGAUUAUGGCGAGCCAUUUAAGAUGGUAUCAUAUUGAUUGUAUAUAAAUUCACAUGCUAAGGCGAGCUAAAACUUACUCUCCUAGAACUAGUGGGAGUGAGAGUGAUAGUUACCCUUGAAUGGCGAGGUCUGUCUUCGAUGUCAAAAGACCAAAGUUCAAAAUGAUUUCAUAGGUAAAGCAGAGUGGAGAUUGUAGCAACACCAAUUUAUUCGUCGGAAGUAUUUCAGUUGGAGAUUUGCAUAGAUUUAAAAAUAAAAAUUGAUGUUUAUCUCUGAAGAUAACAGUUAACUUGUGGGAGGACUAUUUAAACCGUUUCUAACUCCAUGUGUUGCCCUGUUGCUACCGUUUGUUACCGGAAAUUCGACUUCAAUAUGCAACAGCCUUGACCCUCAUAUUGUUUUACAGUUCGCAAUAAGAAGAUGAAAUAUUAAUGUAUAUGACAUUCAAUAUUUACUUUUGUUAACAAUAGUCCUCAUGUAAACGAAGCACCUGCCAAAAUGCCCUUUGGAAGCUGUAUUGUGCGAAUAUAAAUUUUUGAUCACGAUAACGGUUUUUUCCUUCAGAAUAGGAAAAUCUGUUUAACAUAGAUUACAGAACAUACAAACAUUUUAACAAAUCUGUGUAUGUAAUUAGCCAAUGGCUGAAAUAAAAAUAUGCAGUUC